Ceutorhynchus assimilis (cabbage seed weevil) is the source of this 645-nucleotide messenger RNA. The record is from the annotation of a GenBank genome assembly. NCBI's taxonomy places the organism in Eukaryota, Metazoa, Arthropoda, Insecta, Coleoptera, Curculionidae.
AUGGCAUUCAGGUUUAUCGCUUUCGCUACCCUUCUCGCCUACGCAAACGCAGGUGUGUUGCCAGCAUCCUCCGUAGCUUACGCCGCUGCUCCAGUUCAACUAGCUUACGCCGCUCCCGUAGCUAAAGCUGUAGUAGCUAAAGCUGAAGACUACGACCCUCAUCCACAAUACAGCUACGGUUACGACAUCCAAGACGCACUUACUGGGGACAGCAAGAGUCAGAGCGAAACCAGAGACGGCGAUGUCGUCCAAGGAAGUUACUCACUUGUUGAACCUGAUGGCUCCAGAAGAACUGUCGACUACACUGCUGACCCAAUCAAUGGAUUCAACGCAGUAGUCCGCAAAGAACCAGCCGCUUUAGCUGUAAAAACCGUCGCUAAAGUAGCUGCUCCAGUAGCUUACCAUGCACCAGCUGCUUAUUCUCAAGCAGUAUCUCCAAUUGCCUAUGCUGCCCACUCAGCGCCGAUUGCCUAUGCUGCCCAUUCAGCUCCAAUUGCUGUUGCUGCUCACUCAGCUCCAAUUGCUUAUGCUUCUCACUCAGCUCCAGUUGCCUAUGCUGCCCAUGCAUCUCCUAUUGCUUACUCAGCCGCUCCAGCUGUAGCUAAAUUAAGCUACUCUUCCCCAGCUAUCUCUUACCAUUUUUAG